Molecule: messenger RNA, 1113 nt
Organism: Aspergillus nidulans FGSC A4
Lineage: Eukaryota; Fungi; Ascomycota; Eurotiomycetes; Eurotiales; Aspergillaceae
Product: Nif3-like dinuclear metal center hexameric protein
Exons: 4
Coding region: 1-1113 (370 amino acids)
Cellular component (GO): cytoplasm; mitochondrion
Source: RefSeq, a predicted model, not a curated record
AUGAAUCGUAUCCCAGCUCGGCUAUUUUCCGCCAUGUCUGCAUUUUUAGCGCCAAGUUCAUCCCCAUUCACACGGGCAGUGGUGAACUCGAUGCGAAAGCUCUAUCCAGAAUCCUUAGCAGACAAGAGCUUUGACAAUACAGGCUUACUCCUCGAAGCCCCCUUCAAUCCCACACGCAGACAGAAGAAUUCGGUUCUCCUCACAAUUGACCUAACCAAGGCCGUUGCCGACGAAGCAAUCGCUCGCAAAGACUCUGUCGUUGUAGCAUAUCAUCCCAUUAUCUUCCGCGGCCUCAAAUCCCUCACUUUCAAUGACCCCCAACAACAGUCACUCCUCCGCCUCGCCGCGGAGGGCAUAAGCGUCUAUUCUCCGCACACGGCCGUUGACGCAACCCCUGGUGGUAUGGGCGACUGGCUCUGCGACGUUGUCACGGGCGCAACCACUCCAUCCUCGUCGUCCUCCGUCGCCGACCUAGAAUCCCCCCCCUCCGCCCUCUACUCCGCCCCCACAUACCCCAAACCUGGGCCCGUUUCACCUUCCACCUCAUCCAAAAUAAUCCCCCACACCCGAAGCACAAUCCACCCCUCCCCGGCUCCCGUCCCCUCAGGCCUGGAAGACGCAGGGAUGGGCCGCCUAGUCACAUUCGCGGAGCCCCAGCCUUUGGCCUCCGUCAUUGAUAACAUCGCAAGCGGCGUAGGUUAUCCUGGCGGCAUUCCAAUAGCCAUCCCACAAUCCGCGUCCGUUGAGGACAUCAAGAUCCGUACUGUGGGCGUAUGUCCCGGGUCUGGAUCGAGUGUGUUGAUGAAGGGAGUCAAACAGAUCCCUGAUCUUCUGUUCACUGGUGAGAUGAGUCACCACGAGACGCUGUUUGCAAUUGAGAAUGGAUCUGUCGUGGUUGCGCUUGCCCAUUCAAAUACUGAAAGGGGGUAUCUGAGGGCUGUUAUGAAGGAUAAACUGGAGGGAGUUUUGAAGGGAGAGUGGGCGGAGUUGAGGACGGAGGAGGGAAAGGGUGAAGAGGCGGGUUUGAACGAAGUAUAUGAGGACGAAACGUGUGAAGUUCAUGUUAGUGAGAAGGACCGUGAUCCGUAUGGAAUUAUGGUUAGGCGAGCUUAG